UUCCUUCAAUAAAAACACAAGCGAUCCCACGUGAUGUCGGGGUUCACAACGAUGACGUAGAGCUGCUUAGACGGAACUCUUAUCCAAAUGUUGGUCCGAAAAAAUGGUAUUUGAUUCAUAAUGCCUUAAUAGUUUAUAUGCAACGCAAUAAACCCUGUGGUACGAUUUGGGGUAUAGUGAUCGGGAUUGAUGAAAACGGGAGUGAGUGGCUGUCUGAGGUGCUGACUCCUACCAGAUUGUCAUUGUGUGUCGGUGGUAAACCGGGGGAUAUCCGUGUUCGUGACAUCGGCUAUAGUGGAGCGGGACGCGGUGCCGAGGGGCGCAGGCAGCGGGACGGUAUCGGUGUCUAUACCCGGACUGAGUGACAGCAUGGCUGCAGGGAAGGGAGACAAGUCCGGUACCUCGGCAGUGCUGCAGAAUGAGCGCUUACGGUUCAUCGUGUGCUUCCUCGGGGUCUUCGUCUGUUAUUUCUAUUAUGGUAUACUACAAGAGACUAUCACUCGAGGGGAAUAUGGACACGGGGAGAAGAAGGAGAGCUUUCGAUUUGCACAGACACUGGUCUUCAUUCAGUGCAUCAUCAACGCUAUUUUUGCCCGGAUCUUGAUCCAGUUUUUCGAGGGCUCCCGGGCAGACCACACUAAGAGCUGGCUCUAUGGCCUUUGCUCACUCUCUUAUCUGGGAGCCAUGGUUUCCAGUAACUCCGCUCUGCAGUAUGUCAACUACCCUACACAGGUGUUGGGGAAGUCCUGCAAGCCUAUACCUGUGAUGAUCCUGGGCGUGACGAUACUAAGGAAGAGGUAUCCCAUGGCCAAGUACCUGUGUGUGCUUCUGAUUGUCAGCGGCGUGGCGUUGUUCCUCUACAAGCCCAACAAAGGGGGCGCUUCCACGGACGAGCACCUCUUUGGGUUCGGCGAGAUCCUGCUGCUGCUCUCCCUGACCAUGGACGGGCUGACCGGCGUGUUUCAGGAUCACAUGAGGACUCGCUUCCAGACCAGUGCCUACCACAUGAUGCUCAACAUCAACCUGUGGUCCACGUUGGUGCUGGGACUAGUGGUGUUGUGGACCGGGGAGAUUUGGGAGUUCCUGAGUUUCACCGAACGUCACUCCAGCAUCUUCUACAACAUUCUCCUGUUUGGAUUGACCAGCGCGUUGGGCCAGACCUUCAUCUUCAUGACGGUGGUGAGCUUCGGCCCGCUCACCUGCUCCAUCAUCACCACCACCCGCAAGUUCUUCACCAUCCUGGGCUCCGUGCUGCUGUUCGGCAACGUCAUCACGUCCAUGCAGUGGGUGGGCACGCUGCUGGUGUUCCUUGGUCUUGGCUUGGAUUCAAAGUUUGGCAAGACCCCGAGAAAGCCAACGCACUGAAGAGCAUCUGCAGAACUUGGAAGGCAACAUUUCAGGACAAAUGGACCUUAGUAGCCAGAAUCACACAUCCAGCACCAAAUGGUUCAUUAUUUUUCUGUAAGGAAUCAUCUAUUUCCUCUAUGUUCCUCUAACCGGCUCUUGACAGGUUUUAUGUGCAACCUAAUUGUAAUGAAGAAAUAUAUAUUUCAACUCCGCCCUAUGCUGUGUCUGUACUUGCAAUAUGUGAAAAGAAACUUGUACGAGGAUAAGCCCAGUGGUGUCUACAAUUCUCACAAUCUCAUGGAAUCAUGCAGAGUAGAACACUAAGAACUGGGGGAGAACCAAGAUGGAACAGAAAAUGGGGUCCUUGUUGAUGUUGCCUCCCAGUGUUUCCUUCAGGAUGAAUGGAUGCUGUUUAAAACACUGCAAAGGAAACAUCAGCCAACACGUUUACCUGGUGAAUUUUUGAUUUAGACAAUACCUGGUUUACAUUUAUUCAUCUUUCUUAACGUUCACAUUGACAGAAAGAGCUUCUGAAAAACAUUGAAGGAGUUUUCACCAAUAAAAAGUCCCUGAAAAUCGAUAUAACAUAUUUGAAGUUGAAAGUAGAUUGCAAUUUAUAAAGGCCAUCAUUGAAUGUACCCUUUUGUGUCAUGUGCAUUGUUGAUGUUGAAUUAGUUUGACAUUUCAUGUGAAAAAAAAAACAAUCAUAAAAGGGAAAUUUUCUUAUUUUAA
This is a messenger RNA of Gadus morhua (Atlantic cod), 2079 nucleotides long. It is a transcript of the gene slc35b1, whose product is annotated as solute carrier family 35 member B1. Gene Ontology annotation, biological process: UDP-galactose transmembrane transport. Gene Ontology annotation, cellular component: Golgi membrane; endoplasmic reticulum membrane. The transcript has 9 exons. The record is from RefSeq and is a predicted model, not a curated record. Lineage: Eukaryota; Metazoa; Chordata; Actinopteri; Gadiformes; Gadidae. Gene Ontology annotation, molecular function: UDP-galactose transmembrane transporter activity; UDP-glucose transmembrane transporter activity. Bases 370 to 1365 code for a protein of 331 amino acids.